AUGUACAAAGUCAGACCAGCAGCCACUUUGGCGAGCCUUCGGAAAGCAAGAAUUGCAGCACCAGAAGUCGAGAGAAUUUGCAAAUCUAUUAUCUCAAGAAGGCUUCACGUAUAUCCGCCGAAGAAAGCAGCGGCCAGAUCCCCCCGAGUGGCUGCCAAGGAACGGGCAGCAAAUGGGACCUCAAGGACAGUCCGAGUAAAGAAAUCGUAUGGCGCCGAGGAGUGUUUACCACCACUCGCCCUCUUGAACUCCGCUCACAAAUCCGGGGCUCUUGGUGUCACUCCAGAGCAAGCUUUGGAUUUCCUCCGAGGGUGGCAAGAACGGGCUGCCGCUUCAGGCUUAGGGUGGGAGCAGGAAUUAUGUUCCAAGCAUAGUAUCACACCCUCGACUGUAGUCUUGCUUGCUCGCAUAGUAGGAAAAUGUGAAGGCAAAGGCCAGAAACUCUUUGGUAAAGAACUCAUGUACGCGGCAUCAGCCAUGGGCGAGAGAUCAGCUACCUUCUCUAUUGUCUCCACUGCCCUUCGCUCUGGUAGAGCUACAGACCUUGAAAUAAGAGGUCCGUUACAGCAAGUUGGACUCCUUGCCAAGAAGGAGAAGGAUCCCCAAGCUAUGGCUCUGCUAGGGCAGGUGCUCUUUUCGCAAAGAGCCGAUAAUGAGGCUCUAGAUUGGUUUGGGAAGGCAACUUCCAGUGGGGCGUUGGAUUUUGACGGCGCGGGGGAAGCACUAGUCACCAAAGGAAGAAUUCUGCUGUCACGGAAAGACAUGGAGGGUGCGACAGAGGCUUUCAAGAAUGCCGCGCUGAAACUGGAUGAUCCGACGGCUUACUUUUAUCUCUCACAAUUGGAGGAUUCAAAUUCUCAAAAUCAGCAAGUCUAUCUUCUGAAAGCUGCUACUUCAGGGGUGCUAGAAGCCUGGCACAAUCUUGGAGUUCUCGAAUUGUCGAAGAUAGACAAGCGUCCAAAAAGACCUAUUUCGUUAGAAGAUUACGAAAUGGCGAGAGAGUGGUUCCAGGUUGCGGCUGCUGACGGGUAUGGAUUGAGUAUGCUGAAUUUGGCUUCGAUAUAUAAAGCUGUUGGCCAGCGAGAUGAGGGGCUGAGAUGGUUGGAGAAGGCCGAGAACGUUGUUGGCGUUAGCGAACAGGCCCGAGAGAUGAAAAGUCAAUGGGCUAUGGAGAAUCAAGUGAGCGGCUGA
Molecule: messenger RNA, 1191 nt
Organism: Drepanopeziza brunnea f. sp. 'multigermtubi' MB_m1
Lineage: Eukaryota; Fungi; Ascomycota; Leotiomycetes; Helotiales; Drepanopezizaceae
Molecular function (GO): protein binding
Source: RefSeq, a predicted model, not a curated record